Corylus avellana is the source of this 834-nucleotide messenger RNA. NCBI's taxonomy places the organism in Eukaryota, Viridiplantae, Streptophyta, Magnoliopsida, Fagales, Betulaceae. The record is from RefSeq and is a predicted model, not a curated record.
ACAACGGUUGAUGAAGGUAUUUGUUAAAUGCAGAUUACGUCUCGGGCAAUAGCUCAUAUAUUUUUCCAAAUUCAGCCUUCUAUGCCUACAGCGUUGGAAAUUCUUACGGAAAACAGAAUCACUGGUUUUCCCGUCUAUGACAAUGAAUGGAAAUUGGUUGGUCCUGUUUCAGAUUAUUACUUAUUGGCAUUGGAGUCCAUAUCAGAUGGGUGCAUUCCAUUGCCAGGAAGGAGUUGCACCAUUCACUUCUGCAAAGUAAGAGCUAGCAGCUUUGUCAAACUCUUAUGGCUUUGGAAGAACAAAUUCCUCCCUGUUGUUCACUUCUGCAGCAUAGAACAGAUUGAUUACAUUUUAUUGCUUUGGACUUUUGAAAAUUUGAGCCAUUAGUGUCUUUCUCCAAAUACUGAGUGCAUCCACCACUUUCAAAGCCACAACUAAUAGAAAUGACCCUAGGGUCUUUAUGGUAGAUUUUGAUAUAUAUAUAUAUUUGUUCUCCCUUGUCUUGUGUCUGAUAUUGUUGGAGUAUUCUUUUAUUUUGUUUUAGACGGGGUCAUGUUUUUGGGAAUCUUGAAAUAUCAAUUAGUUUUUGUUGUUAGUAUGGACCAAAUAGGUUUGCUGGGAAAAGUGCCAUAAUGGUGAGUUUUACAAAUAAAUAAGAAUUGUUGUUUGCUCAUUUAUUUCCAGCAUUUUAAGGUACCCUAAUUUAAACUGGGUUUCAACUGUUUGAUGUGGUACGUGUGUCUAAUUCUUGUUCCUUCAGGUUUGAAAUUGUAACAUGAUUAAUUGGCAUUGGCUUAUGCUCUAUUAUUCUUCUCAAUGAAAUAAACCAAUUAG